AUGGGCAAGUCUUCCAUUCCACUUGCAAAAGUUAGCGAAUUUCUCCAACGCCUGUCCUCGUCAUCGCCCAACGAUUUUCAGUUGGCUUCCGAAGCUCUUACAGCCACAUGCGAAACAAGAUUCAGUGAUCUGUCUCUCUUUGAUAAGCCCAUUUAUACCACACUUUUAACAGAGGCGUGCAAACGUUUAAAAACUCUGCAGCUAGAAACGGAAUCUGUAGAGAGUUCGCCCGAUUUAAUUAUUGUUACUUCCAACGAGUCUGACUUGCUCCUUGUGUGCACCAAAAUCAUUCGGUCAUUCUCGCAUGGCAGAGGUGUCACAGUUUCGUGCGCAUCGGAACGAUUGAUGUUACCACUUUUUGUUUUGAGCCAAGCUAUUUGCGCAGCUGGCCCUCCACCGGACCUUUUUUCUUUUAUUCCGGUCAAGGAAGCCCCUAUUCAAAGUCCAAAAAUUUCUUCUAUUCACCUAGUACUUCAUACGGCCGACGUUGAUUGCGCAGCGCGCGCUAUCGUAAAUGCUUCUUCCUACCACGCCGGGCUGACAUCCUGGCGGCCCUCGAUCGUAUUGGUUGAGCAAGAUUUAGAAAAGGACUUCCAAACAAGAGUAAAGAAACUACUUAAUCCUGUCGCCGACAAUGGUGACAAUGAGCUGCUAGAUGAAAAUGCGCACCUUCGUUACCACUGUCGGGUGCCUUCUUUUGUAAAGGCUGAUAUCGAUAAUUUGGUCGACCUUGCCUCUAGCGAGGGGGGCGAGGUUAUGCGUCCUUCUGAGGUGCACGGUCCAGUAUUUGUCUUUGGUAUUUCACCCGCCUCUCGCGUUCUGGACAAAUACAAAUGCUUGCCAUUGGGUCCCUGCUCUAUCGUUAUUCCAUUCCGAACGCCAAAAGAAGGACUCAAACUAGCUCAAUAUUUCUGUGAUAGAGAGAGUCAAAUCGUUGGUACACAUAGCUUCAAGAAUACUCUUCCAAAGUCUGCAACGAUCUGGACUGACAAGUCAAGUUUGGCUUGGCAGGUGUUGGCCAAGCUCUCUGACUAUUCAAUCCUAGCUGUAAACUCUGAUUUGCCACGGCUUUGCUCAUCCUAUUACCUUACAUUGUGCUCUCAAAAUGAUGGUGAGCGCUUUAAAGUUUUGCCUGCCUCUCCCCCUUACGCAUUAGCGCACAAAGCAAUCAAUCCGGCACUCAGUAAAGAACUACUCGAAGUUUGUUGCUCAGCAAAAAAAGUUCAAACAGGUUUAAAAGAACUGCAUUUUACACAGCUUUCGUCGGCUCUUCGAAAAGUCAAGGAGUGCACUCCGUUUGUUUCGACAUUGGAUGGGAUUCACGCCGCUUGCCAACACAAUUUACAGAAUGCAUAUACAAACAACUUGCAGGAUGAAAUUGCGCUUUCUUCUGAACUAAAACGACUAGUGUCUGUUCGCAACACUCAGGAGCCAGCGGGACCACUUCUGAUUCUACUUAAAUCUGCCGACUUAAACUCUGAUCUCAUACGACUUGUAUUCAGUGCUGUUGCGCUUGGCAAUUCUCUCGUUCUUAUUGCGCCCAAAGGACUGGCUGUGCAGGACACUGUCAGCAACUUCUGCAACUCAAUAAACCAAACGGUUUUUGUCGCAGGCUCAAUUUCAGCCCUGGGGCCAAUCGUCCAUUUGAAAAAACUAGACUUUAGCGAAGAGGAUAUCUCAAUGGCCCUAUCCACCGUCCCUUCUUCUGGUCUUCAUUUGGUCUCUCAAGUUCAAGCUCUUAACGGAACUGUCGGUUCCUCGGACUUAUGUAGAUAUUCCACAAUCUUCUGGUCGGCUGGAGGUGACCUCUUUGCCAAUUAG
Molecule: messenger RNA, 1821 nt
Organism: Dibothriocephalus latus
Lineage: Eukaryota; Metazoa; Platyhelminthes; Cestoda; Diphyllobothriidea; Diphyllobothriidae
Source: the annotation of a GenBank genome assembly